AACAACGUGCGCAUUUAUAAAUUAAAAUCGAAACUCUCUUUUUCCUCGCAAGUGUAAUAAUAUAUUUUAUCAAUACUUACGUAACAAUCAACAACAAAAUAUACAUUAACGAUGCCACGUACGGAUCAACAAUGCCAUAUACGCAUUUAUUUAGAUAGACUAGUUUGUGUUUUGAUUUCAAGAGUCGACCGAAAGACGCCUUUUUCGUGCUGUUUAUAUUUUGUCCUCAAGGACUUCUCAAAUUUCUUUCUCACGUAAAUGACACGUUACGUCUCUUUUUCAUUGUCGACUAAACAGUUCUAGUAAAGACAUCAUCGCUUCGACAAAAAGAUUUAGUCGCUAUUCGUCACUCUAGGAAGACGGUCGUAAGGCAAUUUUGCCGGUGAGUUUUAUUCAUUUUAAGGCAUAAUUUAUUUUUUUAUCAAUUUUAACGUCUUAUAUUAUUUUAAAUAAAUAUUAAUAAUUUUUCUCUUUUUUUUUUACGAUUACAAUUUAAUUUUAUAUCAUUGUUAAGCGACGUUACAUGUUGAUGCGUAUAUAUGUAUAUGUAUUGGAUGAUUAGAACAAAAUUAUGCAAAUCUUUCGUCGGAAAAAGAUAAUUUGUUCGAUUGUUUUUAAUCAACGAUUUUCUCUCGUAUAUGUAAUUAAGAUUAGCAAUAUAAAUAAGAGUUCUUUAUUCAGUAAUAAUAUCAUGGUUAUACGAUAUAAAGAAGACGAAAAAACACUCGAUUUUGUUAGUAGUAAAAAUCUCCUAAAAAGGAAUGAAAGAGUGGGGAUAGUCAUAUCUUUUUGUAUUGGAAUACACGUGUGUAUUCUUAUUUUACACGUUCGUACUAUAGUGUGGUUCAAUUGUUCUUUACACUUGUAAUUCAUUGGAACAAUGGUACGAUUUACCGUUCAUUAAGAUUAUAGUAGAUUAUAUUUUAAUAGUAACCACAUAGAUACCGACAGCUGGUCCGUAGAUACGUAAUUUUUAUUUCUAAUCCGUUCAUUUUUUCCUUUGAAAUAUUUUCUUAAAAAUUUACAGUAACAUGUCUGCCAAAUAUAAGUCAAUGAUUUAAGAUAAUUGGUGAUUAAUUAUAGUUUAAUUACUUUAAAGAUAUAUAUGAAAAUAAACUAUCCAUUUAUGUUCGUUCCGAUGUUCACUUUAUUUUUUAGGUAUUAUGAAUAUUAAAGAGGACAAUGUAAUUAGUAGUUUGGAAGGAGAUGCUUGGGCAUCUUCGAAUAAUUUAAAAGACGAAAGAAUGGAUAGUACCGUUGAUGUAUCUGAUUGUUUUAGAAAGGAACAUGAUUUAUCAAUGAUUAGGACAGAUGUUUCUGACAAUCAAAUUGAAUUAGUAUUAUUAACAGAGACUGAGAAAGAAAAUGAAUGUAUUAUUGAAAUAUCAGAUUCUGUCGUUGACUGCGUUAAUGAGACUUCUAAUGAUUUUACUAAAGCACCAAAUGAUUCAAUAUGGAUUAUGACGGAUAAGGAGACACAAGAUGUCAAUAAAAAAAUUCUUUCCUUAGAUUCACAAGUGUUCAAAUUAGCCAUGUUGGAAGCAGAUAAUACGGUAUCUUAUUUGCCAUAUAAAUAUGAUUCAAGAAAUAAUAGAGACUCGUUAAAAUUGCAAUCUGAUAAGAAUUCAUUUGUACUUAAUAAUCUGUGUAAUACUCGUAGUUUACCUAACAUAUUAAGAGGCCCCAAAACAUUUUCUAAACAUGAUACAUCUUCUAUUCCGUUUGAAACAGAAGAUAAUUCUUAUAAUAAUAAUUUCGUACUUGAAAAUAACGUUUUUGAAGAAGAUAACAUUAAGAGUAUUACAAAAUCCCAUCAUAAAAGAAAACAAAGACAUAAUCCAUUGAUUAUACAAGAAGAACCAGUUAAUUGGGUGGUUAAUACUACAGAUAAUUGUGAUGAUAGUUGUAUAAGAAAAAAUAAGUUCAAUUCGAGGAGAGCAGUGAAAUUUAAUCAUAGUGAUAAAAGAAAAAUGAAUCAUAAAAAAAAAUCAUUUUUAUUUAAAAAGGUAAAUGAUAAACAUGAUAAAAAUGUGAAACAAGCUUUCCAGGAAUCUAAUGUUAUUAUAGAUUCUACUAUGCCUUGGAAUAAUGUUUUGGAACAAAGUAAGGAAAAAAAUAAUGAUUUAGAUCUUUCUAUCAAAUUCAAUACAUUUUAUGAAGAACAGUUUCACGAAGAUUAUACAGAUCACUUUGACAUCUUAACAGAUGUUAUAAAAGAACAACAAGUUUUAGGUGAUAAAUGUUGUGAUAUAAAUUCUAAUAACAUUCAUAGUUCUAAUGUUGUAGACUAUCCAGAAUUACAAUGUCAGGAUCUUCUAAGAUAUAAUUUUAUAGAUCAGAUAGAAAAUAGCUGGGAAGGUAAGAAUGUUAUUUUUAAAGAUGAUAGCUUAUCGGAUUGCGAAGACUAUUUUCAACAUAAAAAUAAAAAUUAUUUACUGUUUGGGAAAUGUUCAGAUACAAAACAUAUUUCUUCAAAUGAGUGUGAUUUAGAAAAGGCAAGUAUUUAUACUAUGCACGAUAAAAGUUAUUUAUCAAAUUAUUUUAAUGAUUCAUUGGAUGAUGCAUUCUACCAAGAUAAUCUAUCAUAUAAUUGUCUACAAAAUUCUUUAAAUAAAAACAAAACUAAAAAUUUGGAUAAUCUGUUAUUUGAAGAAAAAAAAAUUGAAACUUAUUUGGGAAGCCAAUUAAAUAAUGAUUUAAAUUCUCCAAAUAUUAAUUUUGCACCUGCUAGUAUUAAUAAAAAUACAACACAUGAUUUUUCAAGUAAUGAUUUAGAACAUUCAACUAUUAUAAGCCAGAAAAUUAAUGCACAACAGAAUGUUCGGUCUGAUGUACUUUUCAACACGGAUCUUUCUGCAAAAUUCUCAUCAGAUUCAAAAAAUAUAGCAUUAACAAAUUUACCUGAGAAUAAUUUAGAAAAAGUAGUACAAGAAGAAAAAGAAAUGCAUUAUAAUUAUAUGAUUGUCCAUAAAUUUGAUGAAGAAUUUAAGUUAAAAUGUAAUUAUGAAGAAGCAAAUAAUAAACUAUUUCUAAUGAAAGAAAGUGACUCAAAUAUAGCGGAAAAUCAUAAUUCAAAUGAUAUAAAAAAAACAAAAAAUGUUAUGGAACCUUUACAGUGUUUACUAUGCCCAUUAAAAUUUUCAACCAAACGUUCACUGGCAUUACAUAUAACAGGGGCACAUGGAGGUAGUAAACAUGUUUUUUUUUUCUACAUGUAUUUAUAUAUUCUUAAUUUUAUCAUUACAUAUCUUUUUAUAGAUAUGUAUGUAAUAUUAUGCGAACGUUGCGGUCGACUUUUCAAUAAAAAGUAUAUCUUUAAUAAACACUUUAUACAUUGUGGCUGUGUUAAACUACCUUUUACUUGUAAAACGUGUAAUAGAAAUUACAGGCAUAAAUCAUCUUUGUUGCACCAUCUUAAAAUCGUGCAUCAAAUGGAAAAUAAACAACAUACAACAAAGGCAUAUAAAUGCGAUAUAUGUUCCAAAAUAUAUAGAAAAUAUGGUGCUUUUGAAAAGCAUUUGGGUAUACAUGUUACUUCCCAAAAAUCUCUAAAUCUAAGGAAUAGGAAAUAUACUUUCAUAGUCGCUGAUUAAUGUUAAUAAUAACGAAUUAUUGAAAUAAGUAGGUUAUGCUCAAGCAAUUAAAUAAUUAUUAUUUUACAAUCAAUUUCAUAUGACAUAUUAUUUUUAUAAGUUUGCAACAAUAUUUUUUAUAUACUUGAUAGAAAACUUUUUGUUUUUUGUUUAGUUCACGCACCGUUUAAUUUUCGUUCGUUUAAACAAAUUAAUCGACAUAAAAGAAACAGAGUGGAAAAGAAAAUGAAAGAAAAUUGUCGUUCAAACGUCCUUACAUCGAUUCCUUUAAGAGAUUAAGUAUUUUUUAUGUUACAUAAUGUUCUAUUUAUGUAAAUUCGACUGACUUAGAUUAUACUGCUAUAGUUAAUAUUUAUAUAUAUAUAUAAACUAUAUCUACAUGUAUGUAUAUACGUAUAUAAACUAUAUACUAUAUAUAUAUAUAUAUUUGUUUAAUAAUUGUUUUAUGUGCUAAUUUUAUUUUUAUAUUUUUUAUAAACGUGUAUAAAUGGAUUAUAUUAGAAAACAUUUCGAUCAAAACUAAUUUUAUCAUUUAACAUAUACAUACACGUUAUGAUAAAUAAAACUUGUCGUAUUUUUGUUCAUUUAAUCGCUUUAAGAACAAAGAUAUAGAAAAUCGAAGUCAUUGUAAACUAUAAAACGAAAAAUUAUUAAUAGAAAAUUAUAUCGGCGAAUAUUUGUAUGUAUUUAAUUUUUGAUAGUAGGACAAUCUCAUUACAAAGAAAUCUCCUGCGGUAAUUUAACACGAGAUAAACAAAUAAACAAAAUAGAGGUGACUGAAAGUUAAUAUCAUUUCAAAUUGUACGCAGUAUUUCCAACAAUCUCUGGCCUUGAAUGUAACGUAUAAAAAAAAAUGUCAAAUACAUAACAAAAAUUAUAAUAUUUUUAUAUGAUAUUUAAUAUGUUUCGUAAAAAUAAAAAAGAAAUGAAUAAAAGAAACUAUCACCUUUUCAAUAAGAAAUUCUCCAAAAUAACAAUAUAUGGAAAUAUUGUGUGUAAAAAAUGUAUAGGAAGUAUAUACGAAGAUUCCACUUGCAUAUUAAUUACAAUAAUUAAUUAAAAUAAUUAUUCCUUUAUAAUUCAUUACGACAGAUCAAUGAACGUCCGUACCAAGAGUAAAAAUUGUUUCUCAACAAUUUGAAACAAUAUUAAUCCACGAAAAGAAACCUUCACGAUUUUCACGUAUCUAAAAUCGCACGUAAAAUAAAUGUUAAAUAAUAAAUAAUUAAAAAAGAUAAAAAGAAAAUAAAAGAAAUGAUAAAACUUAUUUAAUUAUCGAUACGUGACAUUUGACGAUACGACUUAAAACAAGCACAUUGUCUAAUACUAUUAUUGGUAUUAUUCCCUUGUGUUUAAUUAUUGUUGUUAAUGAGUUGUCCGCACGCAUGAAAGACUGCGACACAUAGAAAAAAAUCCGUUGAGAGGAUCACGCACGCGAUAAAAAAGCUUUGAGUUAAUUGCAUCAUAUAAAUUAUCUAGAAGACAAGCAUUCAUUUCUCAUUGAGCGGAAACGAUCCUUCGACUAAUUAGUACAAUUUAAUUAAUUUUUUUAUCGUUAAAAUUUAAAUACGAUUUAUUAUUAUUGACGAUGCGUCCGUCCAUUCUAGAUCGAUACAAGCUUACGAAUUAAAUAAUACAUCUUUUUUUUUUUUUUUUUCUUAUUUUAAUCCAAGAAGAAAAUAAUCUUUUUUGUUUUCACCCAUAAAUGAUAUA
This is a messenger RNA of Vespula vulgaris, 5306 nucleotides long. RefSeq lists its product as uncharacterized. Lineage: Eukaryota; Metazoa; Arthropoda; Insecta; Hymenoptera; Vespidae. Gene Ontology annotation, molecular function: RNA polymerase II cis-regulatory region sequence-specific DNA binding; DNA-binding transcription factor activity, RNA polymerase II-specific. Gene Ontology annotation, biological process: regulation of DNA-templated transcription. Bases 1164 to 3593 code for a protein of 809 amino acids. The record is from RefSeq and is a predicted model, not a curated record. The transcript has 3 exons.